Messenger RNA from Macrosteles quadrilineatus (aster leafhopper), 1235 nucleotides. RefSeq lists its product as uncharacterized. The transcript has 2 exons. NCBI's taxonomy places the organism in Eukaryota, Metazoa, Arthropoda, Insecta, Hemiptera, Cicadellidae. Bases 53 to 1126 code for a protein of 357 amino acids. The record is from RefSeq and is a predicted model, not a curated record.
UAUAUAUACUCUCCAUGCUCAUCCCUUGUAUCAUCUGCCAACCUCACUCAACAUGGCCCUCAUCCGUUCUAUCGCUGUGGUCGCUGUGGCCAUCGCCUUCGCCCAGGUGUCCUCCGCUUCCUGCGGUUGCUACGACGGUGGCAUCAUUGGAGGCCCUGCUGCCUACGAUGGCUACUACGGUGAUGCCGCCUACGGUCUUGCCGGUUACGGUGCCAACUACGGUGCUGUCUACGGUGCUGGCUACGGUCUUGCCGGUCUUGCCGGUUACGAUGCUGGCUACGGUGCUGCCGGUUACGGUGCUGCCUACCCUGCCUACGCGGAGGGAUGUUGCGCUGGACCCGUCGUCGAGAAGAACACCGUUGUCAACAAGGCCGUCACCGUCCCCUACCAAUACUCCGUCCCCACCUACUCCAAGAAGUGCUACAACUCCGUCGCCGUCGACCGUAAGGUGAUCCCCGCCACCUCCGUCUCCCAGCAGUGCGCUGACCAGAUCACCACCGUCAAGGUCCCCACCACCGACAUCGUUACCCAGCAGACCCCUCUGUGCAAGAAGACCUGCACCACCAGCGAGUACAUCAUCCAGAUCCCCAUCGUCGAGACCACCUGCACCAGCGCUCCUCUGUGCAAGAAGACCGUCAAGGCCCAAAGCAACCUGUUGACCACCGUCGCCCAGAAGACUGCCUGCGCCAAGAAGGUGUGCACCCAGAACAAGGUCAUCGAGACCCCCUUGACCAGCACCGUCUGCCAGGACUACCAGGGAUCCAUCACCAAGACCGGAGCCAAGACCGUGAUCCAGCCUGAGAUCAAGAAGUCCUGCGUUCAGCUUCCUCCCUACAAGUGCCUGAAGGCUACUGGCUACUCUGCCCCCGCCUACGGUGCCUACGCUGCUGCUGCCCCCGCCUACGGUGACUACGCUGCUUACGCUGCUGCCCCCGCCUACGGUGCCUAUGCUGGUGACUACGCUGAUGUCUACGCCGCUGCCCCCGCCUACGCUGCUGCCCCCGCCUACGCUGGCUACGCUGCUGCCCCCGCCUACGCUGGCUACGCUGCUGCCCCCGCCUACGUUGACGGUGGUUACUACGGUGCCCCCGCCUGUGGUGGAUACACCGGUUGCUGCGGACACUAAGUCAAAACAGUUGCAACACGAUCACACGAUGAAAAUGAAAUUUGAUAUUUCAUUGUAACAAAAGAAUCACUCUUGGUCACAAUAAAUAUUACGUGUUCCUCUCUCAAAA